GCUGCUACCAUAAUAAUACCAUCAUUUUCAGUCCAGUCCAGUUCCCAGAGUGAAAUAGUUUAAAAAAUAACUAUAUGUACUUCAGUGCUAUUCAGUUUCACACAACUUCACCAGCUGUUGUGGAUGUCAAUUUGUGAUUGGGAUAGAUGGAGAAAUAUCCCAGUUGCCUGUAUCAGUACUGAAUGAACUUGAAGAAGAUUUUCCAAGAAUGAACUGAGGUCAGCCAAAAAAAGAAAAGUAUAGUGGAGUCCUUGAUCAAAAUAGGAUAUUUGAGAUCAUGCAUUGUGACCUUGUUUGCUUAACUGCUUCCAUACUGCAACAGGAUCUCCCCUCUGAAAUAUGAAGUACUGACGACAGCAUGUAAAUAACGUGUCUCUGGAGGAAUAGAAUGGAGGCGAUCUAAAUUGAACAAAACGUUUGAGAUGAGGGGCAGAACCUCCCAACGAUGUCGUACAUUGAAGCUGCAUGAUAAGAAGCACAGCGCUCUAAAGCUUUUCUUCAGACAGAGGAGGACAUUCUUAGGUUUAGUGCCCAGUCGAAAAAUGCAUAAUCUGACUGAAUUUCCGGGCAAUGCAACUUCCAACAAAAGCCUGUCUGUGAUCAUCAAGGUGUGUGCGGUUAUCCCCUUCUUCUGCGUCUUCCUCUACUGCGUUGUUGUCAUGCUGCACAUUUUUGCAUCUCAGAGGCAGUACCUGGACUCCACACGUUACAUCCUGUUUGCCUCUAUGUUGAUCAAUGACACUCUCCAGCUUUUUUCUUCUGUGCUGCUCUUCCUCUUGGCCAUGGGCCGGGUGAAAUUCGCUUUCAUCUACUGUGUUCCUCUGCUAUUCCUUUCCACUGCCACUUUCCAGAACACACCUUUAAUCCUGGCCACCAUGUCUCUGGAGUGCUAUGUUGCCAUUUUCUAUCCGCUGCAGCGGCCGGCUGCCUGGCGCUCAGACCGUAUCUGGGUAAUCGUUCUGUCCCUGUGGCUCAUCAGCUGCAUCUACCCCGUCAUUAUCUACUCCAUAGGCAUGAGCAACCCUGCUGGAAUGGAUGUCCUCUCUACCCCUAUGCUUUGCAAAAGUACUGUUAUCAACACAUCUCAAAUCCAGGCUUUGUUCCAAAUCAGUGUAUAUAUUCUCUUUUUUGCGGUGGUGGCAGCUAUCAUCCUUUUUACAUACGUGAGAAUCUUGCUGGAAGCAAGGAAGCUGAGACAGGACAAAGUGUCUGUGAGCAAAGCCAUGCACACCGUGCUGCUACACGGCUUUCAGCUGCUGCUGUGCAUUUUGGCCUUCACUCACCCCAUCACUGAAAGUCUCAUCGUGCUGAAUGCCAACUGGCAACCAGAGGACAUUGCCUUUUUCAAUUAUUUCUGUUUCAUCCUCAUGCCACGCAUUCUCAGCCCCCUCAUCUACGGCUUUAGAGAUCAGAAUCUCAGGGGCAGCAUCAGGAAGACAAUUUUCUAUUGCUCAAACAAAGUAAAACCAGACAAGAGAGGCAAGCUUCGGAACAACUUAUCUGCUUCUUGAACUGGAUGAUUUACAGUAGUAGUUUUGACAGACCUCUUAAACUUUUGCAGAAAAGUCUUAAAAUGUACUUGUGAUGUUUAGUAUGUCUUGAAAUGUUUUAAAAAGCACAGACGACAGACUUCUUAAAAAGGCUUUAAAGGUUAUUAAGUCUGGAAUUUAUCAACAAAAUGACCACUUAGCAAUAUAUUUGAUUUUUCUGCAGUCAACAAUAUCUGUUAUCGCUAUUGAACAAAGGGGGAAAAGUGUGUCUCGUUUUAAAAUGUAUUCAGCAUGCAGGAAGCCAAUCAAUCCGUUUACAUGGCGGUUAAUGUAGCACCAUCAAUGCUGUCUACUAUUGCUGUUCAACACAGAUCAGGCAGUGGUCUUAUGUAUGUGCCAUCAGCAUCAAUAGAGGUCGAUUCAGAGAGUGAAUUCAAGGUGCCUUACAGAGUGCUGCUGGACUCCAUCUCCCGUUCUUCAAUUCGCACGCUCAUGCAGGAAUGUUUAACGGGACCGGAGCAACUUAUGCUUGCGGUCUUCUGUAUUUGCAGAUUAGUAAACAUAUGUUUAAUAUGUUGUGAAAAACUGAUAAGCUGAUAGAACACCACUUGUUGAAAUGGAUCAAAAAUUGUGUUAAAACACAAAAUUGUGUGUUUUUUGUUUUCUGGUUUGUUGUUUCUUUUCUG
Molecule: messenger RNA, 2176 nt
Organism: Pungitius pungitius (ninespine stickleback)
Lineage: Eukaryota; Metazoa; Chordata; Actinopteri; Perciformes; Gasterosteidae
Gene: or95a1
Product: odorant receptor, family 95, subfamily A, member 1
Exons: 2
Coding region: 423-1511 (362 amino acids)
Biological process (GO): detection of chemical stimulus involved in sensory perception of smell; G protein-coupled receptor signaling pathway
Cellular component (GO): membrane
Molecular function (GO): odorant binding; olfactory receptor activity; G protein-coupled receptor activity
Source: RefSeq, a predicted model, not a curated record